Phaeoacremonium minimum UCRPA7 is the source of this 771-nucleotide messenger RNA. Its product is annotated as putative acyl- desaturase protein. The record is from RefSeq and is a predicted model, not a curated record. The transcript has 3 exons. The coding region runs from base 1 to 771 and encodes 256 amino acids. Gene Ontology annotation, molecular function: iron ion binding; heme binding; stearoyl-CoA 9-desaturase activity. Gene Ontology annotation, cellular component: endoplasmic reticulum membrane. Gene Ontology annotation, biological process: unsaturated fatty acid biosynthetic process. Lineage: Eukaryota; Fungi; Ascomycota; Sordariomycetes; Togniniales; Togniniaceae.
AUGACAGUUGCGGGACUUGGCUGGGGUGACUGGCGAGGUGGUCUGGUGUAUGCAGGCAUCAUACGUGUCCUGGUUGUGCAGCAAGCCACCUUCUGUGUCAACUCACUUGCACAUUGGCUUGGUGACCAGCCUUUUGACGAUCUCCAUUCGCCGCGCGACCACUUCCUCACUGCCUUGGUAACUCUGGGUGAGGGUUACCACAACUUCCACCAUGAAUUCCCCUCUGACUACCGCAACGCCAUCUCUUGGUUCCAGUACGACCCAACCAAAUGGUGCAUUGCGCUAUGGAGGGUCGGCGGUCUUGCAUACGACUUGAAGAAGUUCCCCAGUAAUGAGAUCGAGAAGGGUCGCUUCCAGCAACAGCAAAAGAAGCUAGACAAGAGGCGGGCGACGCUUGACUGGGGAACCCCUAUCAAACAGCUGCCUGUCAUCACUUGGGACGAUUUCAUGGCGACGGCUAAAGAGGGGAAUCUCGUGGUUAUAGCAGGCAUUGUUCACGAUGUGUCCUCCUUUAUAUCUGAGCAUCCAGGAGGCAAGGCACUGAUUAAAUCUGCCAUUGGCAAAGACGCUACAGCCCUGUUUAACGGUGGGGUAUAUGAUCAUUCCAAUGCAGCACACAACUUGCUGUCCACCUUCCGUGUAAGUGUUAUACGGGGAGGUUGUGAGGUCGAGAUAUGGAAGCGUGAGGCGGACCAUGCGGACAAGAAGGGCGAAAUAGGCUUGUCACAAAUCACAAGACGCCGCAUUGGCAACAGGGAGAUAGAUACAUAG